UUUUUGUAGGUGGUUUCUGUUUAUCAUAAUACGUGGAAAUUAAAAAAAGUUUAUUUUUAUUAUUACAAUUUCGUAAUUUAGAUCAGAUUGUCUGGAAUUUUUUUUUUUAAAAUAAAUAAAAGUUUAAUAUGAGUACUGGAUCACGGGGCUCAAAUAUUGUCUUUGUUGGAAAUAUUCCUUAUGAACUCACCGAAGAUCAGUUAACGGAAGUUUUUAAAGAAGUUGGACCCGUAUUAUCUUUUCGUCUUGUUUUCGAUCGAGAUACAGGAAGACCUCGAGGAUAUGGUUUUUGUGAAUAUCAUGAUACUGAGACUGCAGCAAGUGCUGUACGUAAUUUGAAUAAUGUUGAAGUUGGCGGGAGACAAUUAAGAGUUGAUUAUGCUGAUGGUGAUCCAGCAGCUUCUUCUUCAUCAGCUUCACAGGGCGAAAGAACGAAUAAUGAACAACAACAACAGCAGCAGCAACAACAGCAACAACAACAACAACAGCAGCAGCAGCAGCAGCAACGACAACCGCAGCCACAACCACAGCCACAACCACAACCCCCACCACCAUCACGACAAACACCACCUCCUCAAAUUGUUUCACCACCAUCAACUACAGCACAACAGCAACAACAAACGAUAGAAAAUAUGUCACAAGCUGAAAAUUCAAUGAAUCAAGCUCAACUUCUUGAGAUUUUGUCAACAAUGAAGUUAUACAUUCAAACUCAUUAUGAACAAGCUCGUAUACUAUUAACGCAAAAUCCUCAAUUAUCAUAUUCAUUAUUUCAAAUAAUGGUACAAUUAAAUCUUAUUGAUCCAUCAAUAUUACCGAGUUUAUUGGCCCAAACCGCGCCGCAGCAACAAAAUCAACCCGCACCGGUACAAAAUACUAAUCAAGUAGUUAAUUUUGGACCUCCAAACGUUACUCCAAACGUUCCUCCAGCUCCCGUAGUACCACAACAUCAACCUCAACCACAACAUCAACCUCAACCACAACAUCAACAACAACAUCAACAACAACAUCAACAACAACAUCAACAACAACAUCAACAACAACAUCAACAACAACAUCAACAACAACAUCAACAACAUCAGCAACAACAGCAGCAACCACCACCAAUGUAUGGAAUGCCACCACAACCGCAACCAAUGAUGCAGCAACCCAUGCAACAACAACCGAUUCAACCUUCUCCCAUACAACCACCACCAAUGCAGCAACAACCACCACCCAUACAGCAAUCAAUUCCUCAACCCUUACAACAAGCAAUACAACCACCAAUGGGUAUGCCAACCGGAAUGCUAUCGGUUAUGGGCAAUACAGGAACUCAAACAUCAUAUGUUGGUGGAAAUGUAAACUUAAACGAUUUACAGAUACAGGAAGCAAGCCAAAAGCAGCUUCUUUUGCAAGUGCUUAAUCUUCCACAACAGCAAAUUGACUCACUAUCACCUGAACAACGUAAUAGUUUAAUUGCACUGAAAAAUCAACUUUUACUUCAAACGAGGCAGACGUAAGUGGAAAAAAUAAUAAUAAUGGGUAUUAAGGGUUAUUUAAAAAGGGCAAUUAUAGAAUAUAGAAUUUAUUUAAUUGUAAUUUUGGUGUAAUUUAUAAAAAAAAAAAAUAUUUUAUAAUUUAACAAGUUUCUUAAUAACACUAUAUAGUAGUUAUACAUCUGAACUUUUUUGGUAUACAGGAUUUAUGAACUUUUGGAAUAAUUAGAAAAUGCGCUAGCGCUAAUUUGUUAUACACGUAGAUUCUGGUUUACUUAUAAUUGUUCCUUUUUUCGAUACUCAUGCCCUUCAUAAUAUUAUCAUUUUUAAUGAAAACAUUUGGAAAAUUGUUUUAAAGUAAAUUGGCUUACCUGAAAAUAUUAUAUUAUUAAUUAUCUAUGAACAAUAAUUUUAAAAUGAGAGUAUGAGACAUCAAAUAAGUAUUAUGAGUAUACAUAAAAAGAUGCAUCAAAAUUUACA
Molecule: messenger RNA, 1952 nt
Organism: Rhizophagus irregularis DAOM 181602=DAOM 197198
Lineage: Eukaryota; Fungi; Glomeromycota; Glomeromycetes; Glomerales; Glomeraceae
Cellular component (GO): mRNA cleavage and polyadenylation specificity factor complex
Molecular function (GO): mRNA binding
Source: RefSeq, a predicted model, not a curated record